Molecule: messenger RNA, 8170 nt
Organism: Nannospalax galili (Upper Galilee mountains blind mole rat)
Lineage: Eukaryota; Metazoa; Chordata; Mammalia; Rodentia; Spalacidae
Gene: Slitrk2
Product: SLIT and NTRK like family member 2
Exons: 4
Coding region: 789-3329 (846 amino acids)
Biological process (GO): axonogenesis; positive regulation of synapse assembly; regulation of presynapse assembly
Cellular component (GO): glutamatergic synapse; membrane
Molecular function (GO): protein binding
Source: RefSeq, a predicted model, not a curated record
CAGCUCUAGCAGGGAUCUGCGUGACCUGGGGGCACCGCCCGCGCUCCCAGCCGUGCCUUUGCUCUGAGCCCCGCUGGUACCCAGGCUGUGUCGGCUCCUGAGCCUUUCCGAGUUGCAGAUGCUGCGGGCGCCUCCUGAGGAAGAUCCAGUCGGCGCGGGAGCGCUCUCUCGACCUUCCGCGCGGGCGUGGUCACUAUCCGUGAGUCUCAAAGCAGGGUAGUCACUGCCACCAGGGUCGGCCCACGCACGAUCACUGAAAAGCUCCAUCCACCCGCGGUGCCCAAGCCCCAGGGAAAGGGCAGAGCGACUAGCCAGCGGCUUCGCGGCUUCGAGGUCACCCGCUGGCAUCCAGAGGCUGGCGGCUAGAGGUUUGGAAAGAUAGAGCUGUUCUAGCGGCCUUCUAGCGGCCGGUGUGCAACCGGGGACUCCCCUUUGAGUCUGGCUUUCCUGGAAGAGUCCUGCACAAGUGCGAUUCAUUUGAGGUGGCCAGGAGGCUGGGAAGGAGCUGGAGAAGAAAGCUGAGGGCCUGCGGGACUUCUAACCUGGCUCUGGCCAGGACUGCCUGGAUGGAGCCGGAUUUUGCAUUUCUGUGCACCCCAACCCCCAAUCAAAUUAAAUCAAGAAACAGAAAGCACGGCAUCCCCCUGGAAGCGGCAUCUUCUUUUACUUUGCUCUCCCUCUCUUCCCGAGGAUGCUAAACUACUGGUGGACUGCAGAGGAGAAGAGUCCUGUCUUCUCCUGAUGUGUUUGCCUGUAGGUACCUGAGCUGACAUCGAAGGUGCCUAAAGAUGCUGAGCGGCAUUUGGUUCCUCAGUGUGUUUACCGUGGCCGGGAUCAUACAGACCGAGAGUCGUAAAACUGCCAAAGACAUCUGCAAGAUCCGCUGCCUGUGCGAAGAAAAGGAAAACGUACUGAAUAUUAACUGUGAAAACAAAGGAUUUACAACUGUCAGUUUGCUUCAACCUCCCCAGUAUCGAAUCUAUCAGCUGUUUCUCAAUGGAAACCUCUUGACAAGACUGUACCCAAACGAAUUUGUUAAUUACUCCAAUGCAGUGACUCUUCAUUUAGGCAACAACGGGUUGCAGGAGAUUCGACCUGGGGCAUUUAAUGGUCUGAAAACCCUCAAGAGACUACACCUCAAUAACAACAAACUGGAGGUAUUGAGGGAGGACACUUUCCUGGGCCUAGAGAGCUUGGAAUACCUCCAAGCUGAUUACAAUUACAUCAGCACCAUCGAGGCAGGAGCAUUCAGUAAACUGAAUAAACUCAAAGUGCUCAUCUUGAAUGACAACCUUUUGUUGUCCCUGCCCAGUAAUGUAUUUCGCUUUGUACUACUGACUCACUUAGACCUGAGGGGAAACAGGUUGAAAGUAAUGCCUUUUGCUGGUGUCCUUGAACAUAUUGGAGGGAUCAUGGAAAUUCAGCUGGAGGAAAACCCAUGGAAUUGCACCUGUGACUUGCUUCCUCUCAAGGCUUGGCUGGACACAAUUACUGUUUUUGUGGGGGAGAUUGUCUGUGAAACGCCUUUCAGGUUGCAUGGGAAAGAUGUGACCCAACUGACUAGGCAAGACCUUUGUCCCAGAAAAAGUGCCAGUGGUGAUUCUAGUCAGAGAAGCAGCCACUCAGACACCCAAGUCCAAAGGCUGUCCCCUACAGUGAAUCCUGCUCUCAACCCAACCAGGGCCCCCAAAGCCAGUAGGCCACCUAAAAUGAGAAAUCGUCCAACGCCCCGAGUGACUGUGUCAAAGGACAGGCAGAGCUUUGGUCCCAUCAUGGUAUACCAGACCAAGUCCCCUGUGGCCCUCACUUGUCCCAGCAGCUGUGUCUGUACCUCUCAGAGCUCAGACAACGGUCUUAACGUUAACUGCCAAGAAAGGAAAUUCACCAACAUCUCUGAUCUGCAGCCCAAACCUACCAGUCCAAAGAAACUUUACCUAACAGGGAACUAUCUCCAAACGGUCUAUAAAAAUGACCUCUUAGAAUACAGUUCGUUGGAUCUGUUGCACUUAGGAAACAACAGGAUUGCAGUCAUUCAGGAAGGUGCCUUUACAAACCUGACCAGUUUACGCAGACUUUAUCUAAACGGAAAUUACCUUGAAGUUCUGUAUCCUUCUAUGUUUGAUGGACUGCAGAGCUUGCAGUAUCUCUAUUUAGAGUAUAAUGUCAUUAAGGAAAUUAAGCCCCUGACCUUUGAUGCUUUGAUUAACCUACAGCUUCUGUUUCUGAAUAACAAUCUACUUCGGUCAUUACCCGAUAAUAUAUUUGGGGGCACAGCCCUCACCAGGCUGAACCUGAGAAACAAUCAUUUUUCACACCUGCCUGUGAAAGGGGUUCUGGACCAGCUUCCUGCUUUUAUCCAGAUAGAUCUGCAAGAAAACCCAUGGGACUGUACCUGUGACAUCAUGGGGCUAAAGGACUGGACCGAGCAUGCCAAUUCUCCUGUCAUCAUCAAUGAGGUGACUUGUGAGUCUCCUGCUAAGCAUGCAGGGGAGAUACUGAAAUUCCUGGGAAGGGAGGUUAUCUGUCCAGAUAAUCCUAACUUGUCGGAUGGGACUAUUUUAACAGUGAAUCACAACACAGACACACCUAGGUCACUUAGUGUGUCUCCUAGUUCCUAUCCUGAGCUACACACUGAAGUUCCACUUUCUGUCUUAAUUUUAGGGUUACUUGUUGUUUUUAUCCUUUCUGUCUGCUUUGGGGCGGGGUUGUUUGUCUUUGUCCUGAAACGCCGAAAGGGAGUGCCAAGUGUUCCUAGGAGUGCCAACAACUUAGACGUAAGUUCCUUCCAGUUGCAGUAUGGGUCAUACAACACUGAAACUAAUGAUAAGGUUGAUAGCCAUGUCUAUAACUACAUCCCCCCACCUGUGGGUCAGAUGUGUCAAAACCCCAUUUACAUGCAGAAGGAAGGAGACCCAGUGGCCUAUUACCGAAACCUACAAGAGUUCAGCUAUGGCAACCUGGAGGAGAAGAAAGAAGAGCCAGCUACACUUGCUUACACAAUAAGUGCCACCGAGUUGCUGGAAAAGCAGGCCACGCCGAGAGAGCAUGAGCUGCUGUAUCAGAAUAUCUCUGAGAGAGUCAAGGAACUCCCCAGUGCAGGCCUAGUUCACUAUAACUUUUGUACCUUACCCAAGAGGCAGUUCACCCCUUCAUAUGAAUCUCGACGCCAAAACCAAGACAGAAUCAAUAAAACCGUUUUAUAUGGGACUCCCAGGAAAUGCUUUGUGGGGCAGUCAAAGCCAGACCACCCUUUACUGCAAGCUAAGCCGCAAUCAGAACCAGACUACCUCGAAGUUCUGGAAAAACAAACUGCAAUCAGUCAGCUGUGAAGGGAAAUCAUUUACAACCCUAUGGCAUCAAAGGAUGUUGCUCCAAACCCUUGGAAGCUUUUGUGUCUGUGUUCUCUCUUUUCCAGUGCUAAUGGGAGACUGAAAGUGUUUGAGAGAUGGGAUGAAGCAAAGAUACUGCUCUUGCAAGUUUUCCUUUAAAUUAUUUCUUUCUGGCUCUCCCAGCCCCCCCCUUUCCCCCUUCUCUUCUUAGGAACCAUCAGUGAACAUGAAUGUUUCUACAAUGCAUUUUUCAUAUAUUUUGGUUAUGGUUUUGUUUCUGUUUUCUUUUUUUUCCAGUGUGGGAGUGGAAAGAAAUGAUAGUGAAUGACGGAAAAGUAGGCAAACUUUUCAAAUAAGAAUAUUUUAUAGAAGAUCUCCAAAAAUCUUUGGGGACUACAACUUCUUUUGUAAAUAAUGACAUAUGGUAUUACCAUCUUCAGUUACCAAGUAUAGCCACUGGGCAUCACUUCUUUGUGUUAAAGUGCCUUUGCACUUUAAGUACAUUACUUAAGUGUUGCUUUUAGCUUUGAUAAAUUGAAAAUAUUUUAAUGUGCUGUAUUUUUAAAACUGAGAUCAAUGUAAAAUAGAUGUAUAUGUCAGCUGUAUUAAGUCAACGUACAGUUUGCUUGAGUUAUAGAAACCAGCCUGUCAUCAAAUGAUUCUAGUUUAGGACUUUAUAGACUUAAAUGUAAAAUAUUUCCUUUCUUCUGGGUUUGUUUUAAGUGAUUUUAUUUAAGCCAAGUAAGGGGAUUUAACAGUGAACUAGAGGUAAAAAGCCACCUCCAUUGGGAUUAGUAAUUAAUUAAUAAAAUCUAUUUAAUCCAGUAUCAGAGUGAAUCGAACAAUUAAUGCCCUUCCGUAAAUAAUUAUUUUACACUAACAUGGUCAGUGUUUUAGAUUAUUUUCCUAAUUAAAGUACAUUACACAACUUGUAAUAUAUUUUGUCUGCAUUAAAUAAUUAGAUAUUUUUAUAUAUUUAAAUGAAAGAGUCUGUAUUUCUAACUUUUUAAUUGAAAUUAAUAUUUUUUCUGCCUAUUGAAACAUUUUCUAUAAACACACACCAGUAGAGGCCGCCACACACCUCACUGAACCAAGACAUAAGAGCCAUUAAAUACCUUGAAGGAAAACUUCAAAGGUGAAACUAAAAUUUCCCACACAUGUCCUCUGCAAAUUCAAGGUGGCAGAGGUAAAAUUAUAUAGGUUACUUCUAUUUCUUUGGGGAUCAAAAGUUAGACACAGAAUUCUUCUAAAUUUUCACGUUUUAUGACCAAACAUUUGCCUCCUGAUUUUAACAAAGCAUUAAUGAGGUGCUACAAAAUCAUGUACUAUUUGCAUCUCCAGAUCCAUUAACAGUUAUCUAAACCACAACAGUAAGCAUCUUUUACCCUCUGCCUUCUUUGGGCAUGUACUACUUGAAAAAUUUCUUGUCGGCUUGAGCCAGCUUUUUAUUUUGGUCUGAGCAUUCUAAUUAUUUUAACUAACCAAGUCUAUAUAACAUUUAUGAAGCCUUAUUAGCUUGUAAAUAACUUUUAGAUGCAAACAUUAUUGUAUGAUUUAAACAAACAGCCCUUCUUUACAACAAAAAUAGUUUUGUUUUGUCUAUUGUAAAUCCUUAUGCAACUGGGGUGGUGAUCUGCAUAUAAAGUAGUUCAGCUUUUCAAUUCCUUAUUAAAGCAAGUGAUGGUGUCUGAAAGAAGCACACUGUUUCCUUUUCAUAAAUAGGUUACUGCACAUAAUAAUCCUUUUAUUAUCAUGUGGAGAUUGAAGUGGAUCCUGAUAACUUACUUUUAAAGCUUUAAAAUGACUAAUAGUACAUUGCCACUAUUAACAAUUUAUGCUACAGGCUUUCAAAUAGAAAUGACUUAAAUUCAAAUUCUUUGGAUUAAUACUUACUGGUGCAAAAUAGAUUUUUAAACAAUAAAAGAUAACUACGUGCAUAUGUAAAAGCAAAGGAUGCUCGGGAAAAAUGAUUUUAACAAUCUAAAAUCUGUGACCACAGUCCCCAAUGCACAGGUUCAUUUUUUGCUUAAAAACCAUAAUUGCUAUUUAAAUACAUUAGAUGAAAUUUGAAAAUGGUGGCUCAAAGUGAUCUACCCAUAUGUUCAUAUUUUAAAAUUUUGCAUUUCACAGAAACAGAGCUCGAGUACUGAACUAUGUGAACUUGGAGAUGAUAGCUCCUGGGAACCAUUUCAUCUUCGAAUGACAUAUUUAUAUAUAAAAAAAGCGUUUUUUAAGUCCUCUUAUAACUGCUUUCAUUUGGUACAAUAAUACAUACAGAAUACAAGAGGUAGGUGUUUGCAGAAGUCAUUAUGAAGGCACACUAGUACAUAUCUUAUUAAGACAGUUUUUAGACUAUAUGACAAGAUCUAUUAAUGAAGCAAUUCUGCUUCAGUGUUUGUUUUUAUACUCCAGAAAAUAAAAAUGCCAGUAAAGAAAGUAAAAUUGCCAUAACAAAAUUAAUUCAUUAAUCUUAAUUAAAUAUACUUUAAUAUUCAUUCACUUCCACAAUACUUAAAGAGGCCUCCUGGAAGAACUCAAAUCCAUAAACAGUUUGCUUAAUAAUUACUAUUUAAUUCUAUAUUCUCAUGCUUCUUUGAUUUGUUCUUCAGUUACAUUGGAUUUUAAGAUCUGAGUGUAGUCUGAUUAUUUCGCUUAAAAGUAUAAUAGCACAACUUGGAUGUUAAAUCUUUGCUGUCAAAUGCAAGCAUAAGCACUUCAAGUUUUAUUAAUUUAUUAGCAUCCCACUGGCUAUAUUCUCUUUUUCUUUAUUUGCUUAAAUGCUUUCAAAUCUAUUUUAUUUGUAGAUUUUUAUUUUUAUCUCCUCCAGUUGGAUUUUGUCAUUUUCCUUUUAUUUUACAAGGAGCUCAUAAUGGGUGCGAGCCUAGCCAAAAAUGGUUCCAGGCAAGGGACUGUUGUUCCUUGGGCCUUCCCUGGAACAAACCAGAUGUCUGGACCUACAAAUGGCCAGUGGCAAUUCCCUUAUACUCUAGUUCUUAAUUAGUUUCUCUCAUGGGUUCUGCUUAAACCAGUGGCUAAAUUUGUAUCAAAAUCCUCAAAAAUACUACUUCUCAGAUUUGACACCAUUGCCAAGAAUCUAAUUUGGUGUGGACUUUGGUCAACCUGUGUGCCUUGUUCCUUCUGGCAUUUGGUGAGUAAGAGAAAGACCCUGAAAUUUCUAAAUAAUUCCAUGUUAUAAAGGGCUUAAUAUUUUAUGGAGCAAGAGAGAGGUUCUAUUAUUUCUCAAACCCUGAAAAUUCAUUAUGAUCAUACACACUCCAGAAACAAACUGGAUUGAAUGCUAAAGAAAGCCUUCCAGACUGUCUCCUAGUCAAUCUGUUCCUCAUUCAUUCAUUCAUUCAUGCAUUCACUCAUUUAAUAUUUCCUAAGUGCUUUCUUCCUAGGUUCCUGUCUCUGUAGUCUGCUGAAGGACACUGAGAUACAGACAAGAUCUCUAGUGUCCUCACUGCAAGCCCUCAAUGUUAACUCCUAACUUUACUAACUCCCCUUCCUCUAUAGACCUCUGAGAGUUUCGAAGGAGCUUAGUGCAAAUAAAGGAGAGCUCUACCUGAAUGCAAAUCACCCCAAGUAAGCAAUGGAGACAGUAAUGCAAUGCAUGAGGUUGAGUUUUGAAAUUCUGUGCAGUAAGAAAAAAAAAGAACUGAUAAAUAAUAAAUAGACUGGCUGCAAUUUAAUCACUGUUAACCUGUCUUUGGAGUUACAUAGAAAAAAGGAAAAAAAAAUUAUCACCAAAAUGAAAUAAAUGUCAGCAGAAUUAGGCCCAACAUUAUGGCCUGAUGAUAGCUAUAUAUUGUGAUAUCUAGAUUUACUUUGUAAAGUUGAGUACCAAAAUUGUAAAUAUAAAAACCAUUGAUGUACUUAAAUUUUCUGGAAUAUUCAUGUUUAGAGGCAAUAUUUACUUUAUAUUUUAGUGGCUUCAAUGCUAAUCUUUUGACUCACAUGUCUUUUAUCAAUAUAAUGAUAAGACAUUUGUGAGAGAGAAAAUUAAGUACUGUGUAUAAGUCUACCUUGCUUCUCACAAUGGUUGUGCAAAAAAAUCACAUAUGAAUUUAACUUUUAUAAAUCAAAUUGUACUUUAAGUGCAUUAAGGGAGCUGUCAUUUAGAGGAAACUUGUAAAUCCCUUUGUGAAGAAGAAAACCAUUUUAUACUACAAGUAAUCACUCUCUGUUUCAUAUGUUUGGAUUUUCAAUAUUAACUUUAUUUGAAACAGAGCCCACAUGCAUAAUAAGAAUGUUUUGCCAAUGUUGGUUGCUAAGGGCUUUUACUAGAAAGUCUGCUAUAGUUUUAUGUGAACUGAGCUAUCUAUGAUCUUACGAUGGCACAAUAGGAUUCGUGAACAUCUCUAAUAGCAAGCCCAUUUAAAUUCAACUGAACACAGGACUCUUGCUCAGCAGCACCUCCGCUCCCAAAUAUGACCAUGUCUCCUUAGAGGGUAUAGUGACUCCUGUAUUCACGUUCUAUAAAGUGCAUAGAGUCACAGGUUUUAUAAAAAUGUUAUUAUGUAAAAAUACUGAAUUGCAUGUGUGUUGGAAUUUUUAGCAGUAUUUUAGCUUGAAAGUAUGUGUAAAAAUGCUGUUAGACCUAGUUGCUAAUAAUUGUUCUGAAGUUAUUGGAAUAAAUGGCAAAUGAAACAAGUUCUCAUGUAAAUAGACUUCUGUGCCAAAUAGUAACACUGUUUAAGAAAAUACAUGACAUAUUUUGGGCUGUUAAUAGGCAAGAUGAAAUAUUGAAAAUGUGAUAAAAUGAUAUUGUAUUUUAUUGGAUAAACUGUUUACAUAGUUAUUUUAUGAUGUAGUUAGCUUUCAGUUAUUAAAUAAAUAUU